Molecule: messenger RNA, 1006 nt
Organism: Solanum dulcamara
Lineage: Eukaryota; Viridiplantae; Streptophyta; Magnoliopsida; Solanales; Solanaceae
Product: vesicle transport v-SNARE 12-like
Exons: 6
Coding region: 180-845 (221 amino acids)
Biological process (GO): vesicle-mediated transport; intracellular protein transport; vesicle fusion
Cellular component (GO): ER to Golgi transport vesicle membrane; late endosome membrane; endoplasmic reticulum membrane
Molecular function (GO): SNAP receptor activity; SNARE binding
Source: RefSeq, a predicted model, not a curated record
AUGAAAAUUAAAAAGUGACGACUCAUAUUUCUCUCCCUGGGAACAAUUUCUCUGAAAUUUCCGUUUCUCAUUAACAGAACUCUGAUCCGAGUCCACUCAGUUUUAACUCGUCGGUGACUCGCCGUCUCCGAUCAUACGUACGCUGUUGAAUUGUGUUUUGGCGGAGAUUUUGAGGGAAGAUGAGUGGAGUAUUUGAGGGAUAUGAGAGGCAGUACUGUGAACUUUCUGUCAAUUUGUCUCGGAAAUGCAAUUCUGCUGCUCUUUUGGCUGAUGGAGAGCCGAAAAACCAACAGAUUUCCGAACUCAAAGUGGGAUUGGAUGAUGCAGAUGUGUUGAUACGGAAAAUGGAUCUUGAGGCAAGAAGUUUGCAACCGAGUUUAAAAGCAACGCUACUUGCUAAACUGAGGGAAUACAAAUCAGACCUGAAUAAGUUGAAGAAAGAAGUGAAUAAACUAGCCUUGACUAGUGCUAAUCAAGCUGCCCAUGAUUUAGAGUCUGGAAUGAUGGAUCCACAUGCAGCUUCUGCAAAUCAAAGGGAACGCUUAGCAAUGUCAACAGAAAGGCUCGAUCAAUCAAGUGACAGAAUCAGGGAGAGCCGAAGGAUUGCCCUAGAGACUGAAGACCUUGGUGUCUCAAUUCUAGGGGAUUUGCACCAACAGCGUGAAACACUUCUACAUUCACAUAAUAAGCUUCAUGGCGUGGAUGAUGUCAUUGACAAGAGCAAGAAGAUCUUGACUUCUAUGUCUAGAAGAAUUAGCCGAAACAAGUGGAUUAUGGGCUCUGUGAUUGGAGCCCUUAUCCUGGCAAUCAUUCUUAUUCUGUAUUUCAAGCUUUUCCACCAUUGAGUACCCAUGUAAUUCAUUGGAAGAUUGGAUGUAAAUCUGGUUUGUUAUCAUGUAUCUGGCUUGUAUGCUAUAUGGGUUCGCACUUUCAGCUGCAUUCUAGUGUAUAACCUAAAUGAAACCAUCUGAUACUAAAAGGGAAAAUAAGCACUUGAUUGUCACAA